AUGUCUCACUCCCACUCCCACGACGACGGCGUCAGCCAUUCCCACGAUGACUUCGGCGGCCAUGGCCACUCGCACGAGAUCCUCGACGGGCCCGGUUCGUACCUGAACCGCGAGAUGCCUCUGGUCGAGGAGCGCGACUGGCGGGACCGUGCCUUCACCAUCGGCAUUGGCGGUCCCGUCGGCUCCGGAAAGACCGCCCUGAUGCUCGCUCUUUGCAAUGCCCUCCGCGACGAAUACAAUAUCGCUGCCGUGACGAACGAUAUCUUCACUAGAGAAGACGCCGAAUUUCUCACCCGACACAAAGCCCUCGCGCCGAACCGAAUCCGCGCCAUCGAAACCGGCGGCUGCCCCCACGCUGCGGUCCGCGAAGACAUCAGCGCGAACCUCCUGGCGCUGCAAUCCCUGCACAAGCAAUUCCAGACCGACAUCCUGCUCAUCGAGUCCGGCGGCGACAACCUCGCUGCGAACUACAGCCGCGAGCUGGCCGAUUUCAUCAUCUACGUGAUCGACGUGGCCGGCGGAGAUAAGGUGCCGCGGAAGGGCGGCCCCGGCAUUACGGGCUCUGAUCUGCUGAUCGUGAAUAAGAUUGAUUUGGCGGAGAUCGUGGGCGCCGAUUUGUCGGUUAUGGAGAGGGACGCGGCCAAGAUGAGGGAGGGGGGGCCGACGGUUUUCGCCCAGGUUAAGAAUGGGGUCGGCAUGGAGCAUAUUGUGGGGUUGAUUUUGAGUGCCUGGAAGUCGUGUGGUGCGUAUGAGGCUAGUUUGGAGAGGUGGAAGAAUGGGGCUGUUAGGGGGUCGGGGAGUGUGGAU
This is a messenger RNA of Aspergillus heteromorphus CBS 117.55, 807 nucleotides long. Its product is annotated as urease accessory protein UreG. The record is from RefSeq and is a predicted model, not a curated record. Gene Ontology annotation, molecular function: GTPase activity; nickel cation binding. The transcript is spliced from 3 exons. Lineage: Eukaryota; Fungi; Ascomycota; Eurotiomycetes; Eurotiales; Aspergillaceae. The annotation marks the transcript as partial.